Messenger RNA from Styela clava, 3652 nucleotides. Lineage: Eukaryota; Metazoa; Chordata; Ascidiacea; Stolidobranchia; Styelidae. The record is from RefSeq and is a predicted model, not a curated record.
GAAUUGUCAGAUAAUCAUCUCUCGCAGGAUUCGAACCCACGCAGGACUAUCAACAAUCAGUGGCACAUUGGCAGGCGACAUUAUCAUUCCUUAUUUACACUUGUAAACCGCAGCAAUCGCCAGCACAUGCUCCGUCGUAUUCUGUCAGGACAAGAUAUGUAGGUUUAAUCAGUUACUAUAUAACUAACUAUGAAGCCUAGCUUUGUUCUUAAACGUCCCGUUAAUUUCUGCUCCGACACAAAGUGCAACAAAAAGUUCGGUUUCCUGUCUCAAAAAUUUCACUGCAGAGCUUGUGGAGACGUCUUUUGUAAAGCAUGUAUAAAACAGAAAACAUACUUACGAUACGCAAAUAAAGAUGUGAGAGUCUGUAACGACUGUUAUUACAGAUUGAAGAACAUAGACGAAUAUAGAACACGGCACAUUAUCAGCAAACUAGACUAUUUGGAAAAUCAGAAAUACGAAAAAGAAAGAGGAAAUUCUGCUCCGAGAUGUUGCAGAUGCACCGACCGAUUUGGGAUUAUAAAGCGACGAAAGUUCUGUGGUGAAUGUCAAAAAGCCUGUUGUUCAAGAUGCAGAAGCUACGCUUUCUCGCAACCCACUGGAAAACCACUCAGAGUUUGUUACAACUGUCACGAAUGUGGUCUGGUUACGCCGCACAAUAUCAAAGUCGACUCAAAUAACGAGCAAUCUGAUUGGACGUUAAAUCAGUCACAAGGCGACACCACUAUUGAAGAAUAUUGUAAUCGUACCAGCCGGUAGAUGGCGACAUUGAGCAAGAUGCCGUUUGGUUUGACUUCGAAAGAUGUGUACCAAAUCUGAUAUUUCAAUGCAUACUUUCAGGCAGCGACUAGCUGUCUCUGAUGUAUCUAUCCUAAAAUGCUAAAUCAUUUUUCCCGUUCCGAAUUUGCGGGCUCUGAAUGUAGAAUUACGUGAUAAAAUCUCUCUCUCCCGUGUGAAUAUAACUCCAACUACUGACAACAAAUUCUAAUUUUAUCACGUUUUAUUCGUAUUCCUUUGCAUUUUGAGAUUAUAAGAUCCUUUUUAAACAUGCAUACAAUGAACUUGGAAAUUUAAAUGUUGCGUGUUCGCCAUCGCAAUCACAGUAGGUAUAAAUGAGACCACAAUUUGGAAUCCUGGCAGUGUAAUCGCCUAGUUAUUGAUUAACUAUUAACAAGGGUCCUGUUUUGUUUGUUGAAUAGUGCUGGUACAUUCUGUUCAUCAUUACAUAGUAUGUCUUUGAAACUAGUAUAUUUAUUGGUUAAACUAGGUAAAGAUUGUGGGUUCGAAUCCCAAAUUAAGACACGAUGUAGCUAUAAAACAUAAUAUGGCACAAUUCCACCUUUUUCUCUCCCCUUACAAAUAUGAAAACUAUAAGUGUAAAAAGCAUGACACUUCAACAAAUCGAUCUUCGCAACAAUUUUAAAUUUUCACUCAACUUCAUUGGACCUCUCUACCCGAAACGCAGGGCUAGAUUGACCAUUAGGCGCAUGCUUAGGACACCAAGGAAAAGCAGCGUCCCAGAAAAUUCUCAUAGUCAAAUUGUAAUCGUGGCUCAGUGUUAAAUGAAAUAAUUCGAGUUGGUCAGAUGAUACAGACCUCAAUAUUGGCCCAGAUAAAUCAAUUUUUGCUCAUUAAGUAUCAUUUUAAACCUCAAUACCCGCGGUUUCAUAAUUGCUAUUUUUAUGUGUAGUUCUUAGGGGCUCUGAGAUGGUCCGGCCUUGCCCAGACCCUAUUGUCAUAGUUUAUUGAUAACUAAUAUAACAACUUAUAAAAAUCCAUCGGGCCUCUACCCAUGUAAUUAAUAAUACCGAACAUCCCAAUUAACAAAGAGCAUAAUUUAGAAAUUUGUUUUUCUGAAAUAUCUGCCCCACGGUACAGUGUGUCCCCAAAAAUAAUACCUGGUCGAAAAUCUUCAAUGAAUCUGGCGAGACAUUCCAGAGAAUGAUCUGAAUAAUCUGUUUGGAUUUUUUUCCCCCCCAAAAAAACAUGUUAUUUAUAAACAAAUGAAUAUCGGUUUACAUAUUUGUAUAUUUGAAAAUCUCGCAAUGUUCUACUUUGUAAUUUUGUUUUUGAUAAAUGAAAAUAAAACCCGACAAAAAUAAUCCGUAGUGUUAUUUUGCACUGUCUUAUUAAUUUCAGGGAAACUUGGUAGAUUGUAAUAGCUAAUAUGAUCUAACCAUAUUCACAGUUUUCCUCUCCCCCCAUAUAGUAAUGAAAACAUAACCUCCCAUUAAUUUCAGCAAAUGUUUUUUUAUUUAUAAUUCAGUGCAUUCUAUAAUUUUUGAAAAGUUAUACACACACAAAAUAAUAAAACUGAAAAUAAAUAAAAUAAUCAAAUCAAACAUUUACAGAAUAUUCUGAUCAAGAAUUGCGCAAUUAUAACUUGAGGUUAUUCGCUUCACCCCCUUACCCCCCAAAAAAAGUUGAUUGAUUAAAGCUUGGGUAUUUUUUACAAGGUUUUCUAUACCUGAAUAAAUUGACAUUCAAACUUUCCUUUCCAUGAGGAUUAUCGGGGGGGGGGAUCUUUGGGAGGGGAAGUGAAGCUCAUUGAAAAUAUUUGUUAGGGGUAUAUUCACUUGGCUAACACAGACAGUCACGAAUUUGUAAAAGAACUGAAAUAUGGAAAAUCGGAUAAAAUUAUGCCUUGACCUGAUACUCAUACUACAGAAGCAUCAAUAAAUGUGCAUACAAGCAAAAAUCAAUAUUAAUAAUAUAUACAAACUCAAAUGCAUGAAAAUGAGAAAUUAAAAAAAAAUCAAAGUUAGAAAAGCUACAUUUUUGUAAUACAAUGUAAGUUUAACUGUGGAUUUUGGGAAUUAUAAUAUACUCAACACGAGUCAAAAUAAAGAAUAAAUUCAUAAAAAAAUCAGAUACAAUUACUGAGUUGAAAAAUCAAAUACGGUUGACAAAUCCUGCUUUCAUUUUUCUGGAAUUGAUUCCCAAUCAGAACCAACUUCGUUUUUGAGUGUUUAUGGGUGCUGUUUGGAUUGUGGUGCAAAAUCGGUGUUAAGUUUUUAUCGUAAAAUGUUUCAAUGAAAUAAUUUUAAAUCAGAAAUAAUUUGAACUCUUAUUUCGAUUAAAAAAGAAUAAGAUACAAGUAUCUCAACUCAAUAACAGCCGUUAAAAAUUGCGACUCAAACGAUCAUGAUGGGCGCGCAUAUAUAAACUUUGCCACAGGCACAAUUUUACGUAGAUACGCCACUGUUCUACUGACAAAAUUCAUAUCUGGCCCAAGUAUAACCAAUAAAAGACUGCUCUCACUAUUCAGUCUAUUUGCUCAGUAUUAAAAGUAGGUCAGUUUUGUGUUUAUUUUACAGAUAAUAUAAGUGACUGUAUUAUUCUAGACUUUGGCAAUUUAUCCCUCUACAAAAUGAUUUUAGUAAUCAUAUUUGGUUGUAAGCUUUAAUCCAGAAGUGGGCAAUUACUUUCGUAAGUGGCCCACUUACAGAUAAUAGACUUGGUUAAUGGACUUCCAAAACUUUGAUAACAUUAGUCUUCCUGCUGAGUUUCACUGAUGCAAUACAAUAGGUCAGGGUGGUCCAAGACUGGCAGCUCAGCGGGCCACAAAAUUACUUUUGCAUUGUUCGCGGGCAACAAUAGUGCCAAGAACUUCGCUCGUUUUACUUCGCGGUUGCCUCAGCAAGCCAUGACA